AUGAACGCGCCGUUGUUGAAUAUGCUUCUGCUGCCUAUCAUUAUAUUCGAGUCUGGCUGGUCCUUGCGGGCCAUGAACUUCGGCUCCCAAUUUGAGCACAUUCUCAUCUUCGCCGUGCUGGGCUCAGGGCUCGCGAUGAUCGUGGUGGCCUCCCUUAUAAUGGCAAGUUCAAGCAUUCAUGGUAUCGCCAACUGGAGGACGGCUUUGGUUUAUGCGUCCCUUAUCGCGGCCACAGACCCUGUGGCGACGCUGGCGACGUACUCCUCGUUGAAGGUUGACCCUUUCCUGAACAUCAUCGUAUUCGGGGAGUCUACCAUCAACGACGCGGUCGCCAUCACAGUAUUCAACAUUCUAAACAGUGACGCCAUCUUCGAGAAACCGCCGGGCCGCGUCCCGAUGCCGAGCCGGGGUGGUGGCGGGGGGUACCCAUUCGGGGAGGGCCUCUUCAAGUCAUCUCUCAUCGCCUCGCAGCUGCGCCCUGCGGUGGCAUCCGGGAUGUGCUGCCUGCACUCGUCCUUCGCCGGCAAAGGCUGGGGCAAGCUCAAGGGCCACCUCGGCAAAGUUCAAGGACUCGCUGCCGGCGCCAACGCCCUGGCCAGCGGCGGCGGGGGCAUGGUCGCGGAGGAGCCCCCUGGCCCCGAGGAGAAGGCGCAGCUUGCCGAGCUGGCGAAGCGCUUCGGUCUGGUUGUCCUGGACGACCCCAAGUUCUUGAACCAGGUCAUGAGAAAGGCGGAGGUGGCAGAGCAUGGGGCGCGCAGGCCGAGGGCCCUGGCCGCAGGGCGCCCGCAGCAGGCGGGGGGCGCCGUUCGCGCGGUGCCGGCGCCGCGCGAGGAGGCGAUGGCGCCGCAGGUCCUCGAGAAGGCGAGGGCGAGGGAUCAGGCAGUAGGCGCUGCCCUAGAUGCGAGGACAGGCUGGGGCAUCGCGAGGGAGGAGGAUCAGCAGAAGGCCAAGGGGGCGCCGGCCACAGGGCAGCCCUACCUGUCGCUGUUCAGUCCGUUGCACGCGGCACCGCGCGCGUUCGAGCGAAUCGAUGAGCGCCCGCGGGAAAAAGCAGCGUCGCUGAGCGAGGGGCGCAAGCGUCUCGCAUUCACGAGCCAGCUGGCACGCAGCCAAAGGCGCCGUGGUGGGCGCGUGUUUUCCGAGUGCCCCUGGCCCGGGGCGCCCUGGGAUGAGCACGAUUACGCGACCUCCUGGCGGGAGGUGGGCAAGCGCUGGGCGCGGCGCGACCGGUGCGUUUUCGAUCAGACGGCCGUCAGCCCAGACGGUUCCAUGGCCGACGGCGCGUCCACGGUCAACGAGUGGCCCGCGUAG
Prorocentrum cordatum is the source of this 1311-nucleotide messenger RNA. NCBI's taxonomy places the organism in Eukaryota, Dinophyceae, Prorocentrales, Prorocentraceae. The record is from the annotation of a GenBank genome assembly.